CAUUUGGUGGAAAGCUGAAAAGUCCCCUGCGUGUUGUUUUGGUUGCCACACAUGCUGACAUAGUGAAUCUUCCUCGGCCCGUUGGGGGAGAGUUUUGGUAUGACAAAGACAUGUCGUUGUUGAAAGAAAUCAGGAACAGAUUUGGAAAUGAUCUGCAAAUUUCAGACAAGUUAUUUGUCUUGGAUGCUGGCGCAUCUGGGUCUAAAGAUAUGAAGCUACUCCGAAAUCACUUGCAAGAAAUAAGAAGCCAGAUAAUUUCUACUUGCCCACCCAUGACUCAUCUGUGUGAAAAAAUAAUGUCCACGCUGCCUUCAUGGAGAAAAAUGAACGGGCCUAACCAGCUGAUGUCCUUGCAGCAGUUUGUGUACGACGUGCAGGAGCAGCUGAACCCCCUAGCAAGCGAAGAUGACCUGCGGCAUAUUGCACAGCAGCUGCACAGCAUAGGAGAGAUUAACAUUAUGCAGAGUGAAACUGUCCAAGAUGUUGUGCUUCUGGAUCCUCGCUGGCUCUGUUCAAACGUCCUCGGAAAAAUCCUGUCAGUGGAAAACCCAAAAGCCCUCCAUCACUACAGGGGUCGGUACACGAUGGAGGACAUCCAGCGCCUGGUGACAGACAGUGAUGUGGAAGAACUGAUACAGAUUUUGGAUGCCAUGGACAUUUGUGCAAGGGACCUUAGCAGUGGAGCAAUGGUGAAGACUGACAAUCUCCACAGGUCUUGGACAGAUGAGGAGGAUGAGGUGCUGAUUUAUGGUGGUGUUAGAAUCGUUCCUGUGGAACAUCUUACCCCAUUUCCUUGUGGAAUUUUUCAUAAAGUUCAGGUGAAUCUCUGCCGGUGGAUUCAUCAGCAGAGCUCAGAGGGGGAUGCUGACAUACGCCUGUGGGUGAAUGGAUCAAAGAUCGUGAAUCGCGGAGCCGAGCUUUUGGUGCUGCUGGUCAACCAUGGUCAGGGUAUAGAGGUUCAAGUUAGAGGACUGGAAACAGAGAAGAUCAAGUGCUGUUUACUGCUGGAUUCUGUGUGCAGCACCAUCGAUAACUUAAUGGCCACGACCUUACCAGGCCUUCUGACCGGGAAGUACUACCUUAGUCCUCAGCAGCUGAGGGAACAUCACGAACCUGUAAUGGUCUACCAGCCUAGAGACUUUUUCCGUGCACAGAGUCAAAAGGAGACAUCACUAACUAACACUAUGGGGGGAUAUAAAGAGAGCUUUAGCAGUAUCCUGUGUUUUGGGUGUCUUGAUGUCUACUCCCAGGGAAGCCUAGGAAUGGAUAUUCAUGUUUCCGAUCUGAAUCUGCUUACCAGGAGAAAACUAAGUCGACUUUUGGAUCCUCCUGAUCCUAUGGGCAAAGAUUGGUGCCUUCUGGCCAUGAACCUGGGCCUCCCUGAUCUUGUGGCCAAGUACAACACCAAUAACGGAACACCAAGUGACUUUGUCUCGAGCCCAGUACAUGCCCUUCUGCAGGAGUGGAGUAACGCUCCCGAGAGCACUGUAGGUAUCCUGAUGUCUAAACUGAGGGAGUUGGGUCGCAGAGAUGCAGCAGACUUCUUACUGAAGGCAUCUUCUGUAUUCAAAAUAAAUUUAGAUGCUAAUGGUCAAGAGGCUUACGCUUCCAGUUGCAACAGUGGCACGUCGUAUAACUCGAUCAGCUCUGUCGUGUCACGGUAGGGGCAGGUGUUCCACACGGGCGUCUUGUCAAACUGUAGAAAGGGUAGAAGAUACAGUACAGGAGUUUCUGUGCAUCUUAGUUUAUGAGGUUUUACCUCAGAGGAUCUUUAUCCUUCUCCAGCGCCACCUUUUUGUGCUUAAACUUUCUACUUCUAACUGUGAAUUGUUGCUUUUUUAUCUAUUAAAAAGGCUGGUGUACUUCUGGUGUUUUAAAAUUAUUCCUGAUACAUAAUGUGCUGCUUA
Eurypyga helias (sunbittern) is the source of this 1907-nucleotide messenger RNA. RefSeq names its product death-associated protein kinase 1-like. The record is from RefSeq and is a predicted model, not a curated record. Gene Ontology annotation, molecular function: TIR domain binding. Gene Ontology annotation, biological process: MyD88-dependent toll-like receptor signaling pathway; positive regulation of canonical NF-kappaB signal transduction. Lineage: Eukaryota; Metazoa; Chordata; Aves; Eurypygiformes; Eurypygidae.